AUGAUAAUGUUUAACAACGAGAUACCUCGAUGGAGAAAUGCCGUAACUAAUGCUCACGAUGGUAUACUUCGAAGUAAACUACAUUUUAUUGGAGUUAAUCGAGCACCUACUCUGAGUAUACAGAAACUGGAAAAUGCGCAGAUGAAUGAAGCUGCGCCGCAAAAUGGCCCACAGGAUGAGAAGAUUACCACAUCAAAAUCUCCAACUGCUAAAGGAUCUAAAACAAGUGUCACCACUUGUGUGACUGCCGAGGGUCCAUCUGAACCGAAUAAAACUAACAGCGAAGUGACGGUCGAUAUGCCAGAAGAAAGUGAACCAAUCACAGUUAUUGAAGCUCCACGUCGAAACAGUUCUCAUUCAAAAAAGAAGCCUUCUCGUAUUGUCAUUACUACUGAUGACAAUUCCCAAUGGGAAACUUUUGAUCCUAGUGUGUGCGACUCUUCUUACCAAUGGCUUCAUAGAGAGACGAAAAAAUCGGCGCAACAAGCUAGAAAAUGCGUUUCAGACUCUUCAAACAGCGGUUUGUUCACGGAGCUGACUGAUGAGGAUGGAAGCAAGACUGAAUCUGCGAAAUCUGUUCGCUGCGGUUAUCACUCGGUCUCAACCUUGCGUUCACGCCUGGAAGCGAAAAUUCGCGGAAAUGUUUCCCGGAGAUCAACGAGGACCGCAAAAAAGCGAAGUCCUGUUUUGACUCAAGUGAAGGAAGCAUCCACAAAAUCCUUGCCUUCCAUAGAAGAGUUACUACCGAAAUCGCGUCCUGCCAUCGUAAUUACUCCAGCCACGCCUGUGGAGCGACUCCGACUUGCUGGACGAUCCCAGUCCGAAACUGAGUGCAGCACUCGAAUAAAUAAAGAAAAGCCUGCCGUAACCUCCUACGACGACUCACUGUUAGAUAUCCCUCAAUCCGAACGAAUCAGUUACCCCAAAAGACAAAAUGAAGACUGGCGAAACAUGCCGCUGGAUAAGUACAACCAAAAUCAAUGGUGGGCUCAACCGCUGCGAGUGUAA
Messenger RNA from Strongylus vulgaris, 1008 nucleotides. The record is from the annotation of a GenBank genome assembly. Lineage: Eukaryota; Metazoa; Nematoda; Chromadorea; Rhabditida; Strongylidae.